CUUUAUCUAAAGUGCGUGCGUAAGAGACAUGCUUUAAAUUUCGUGCGUUUUAAAAGACGUAUAUGGAAGUUGUCCGCCAUCUUGUCGGUUGCUAAGUACUGUGAAGUUUUCUUUUUAAUAAUCAAAACGGUCCCAUACGCUUAAAAACCAAAAGGUCUAAUAAGGAACAACUUGCCUUAAACUCUACUAUGGACUGAAUACAAGCGGACAUAGUUCUUCAAUUCGAGACUCGAGCAGACUUGCAGAAACGAACUGCUCUGUUGGUUUUGACAUUGGGUGUGUCACACAAGAACGGCAGUGAAGAUAGACAACCCAAUUCAUUCACUGAUCUGGAAGGAACAACCCUUCUGAAAAUAUGGGAGACGGCUUAGGGCACACGGAUAGGGAAGCCAUCUCGAACACCGAUGCCGUCAGUGCUCCUGAACAGCAAGCAGAUGGAUCAGACAACACUGGGUCUGCCAGUGAACAAGGGAACACUGAGGGGGCCAGUUCAGUGUCUAGCAUUGCUGCAGGACCCUCAGUAGUUGAAGGGACUCACAAUGGAGGAGAUCUAAGUGGUGAAGAGGAACACGCCACUAAGGAAAGCACCUCUCAAUUUCCACAUGGGGGAGAUAAUAACUUUGAGGCACCUCUUUCCUCAAAUUGCAGGUGCUGUUCCCCAGAAGAUGAGGAUUCCUCCUGUCCUCCCAAGAAACUGUGCUUCGAAAGGUCUCCUGGAUCUGGAAGGAACAACCCUUCUGAAAAUAUGGGAGACGGCUUAGGGCACACGGAUAGGGAAGCCAUCUCGAACACCGAUGCCGUCAGUGCUCCUGAACAGCAAGCAGAUGGAUCAGACAACACUGGGUCUGCCAGUGAACAAGGGAACACUGAGGGGGCCAGUUCAGUGUCUAGCAUUGCUGCAGGACCCUCAGUAGUUGAAGGGACUCACAAUGGAGGAGCUCCAAGUGGUGAAGAGGAACACGCCACUCAGGAAAGCACCUCUCAAUUUCCACAUGGGGGAGAUAACAACACUGCGGCACCUCUUUCCUCAUGUCGCAGGUGCCGUUCCCCAGAAGAUGAGGAUUCCUCCUGUCCUCCCAAGAAACCGUGCUUCGAAAGGUCUCCUGGUCCAAGUGGUGAAGAGGAACACGCCACUCAGGAAAGCACCUCUCAAUUUCCACAUGGGGGAGAUAACAACUUUGAGGCACCUCUUUCCUCAAAUCGCAGGUGCCGUUCCCCAGAAGAUGAGGAUUCCUCCUGUCCUCCCAAGAAACCGUGCUUCGAAAGGUCUCCUGGGUCUGGCAGUGGCGUAAGGAACACCCAAGCGGGUAUUUCAUUUCAUGACAACGAUGUGGAAGCCAGUCUCCAACCCUCAGUGGCUGAGGGUUGUGUCCAGGCAUCGCUCAAUGGUGAUAGUACACCUCCACCACCAGAAAUCAUCAAUGAUGCUGGAGUAGAUGGAAACGGGUCUAACCGACAUUUAGAAAACGCAGCCCGAACGCUUCCUCCUUUGCGUGAUAAUGGCACUGGAGUUCGAAAUAGUGUUGAACAAGGUGAUCUACAAGAAGAUCCAGAAGCUGAGUUUUUCAGUUACGGAGACAAUGAAGAUUACAAUUCAAUUUUCCGUGACAGUGAGGACAGUUCAAGUGAGGAUGAAUCAAACCUGUUUCCUGAGAAUGGGUUUGUCCAUCUUCCAUUUGGAAUGAAUUUUCAAAUUUAAGAAGAGCCCCACGGCUUUUAAUUAAUUCAGUACUGUGUUUUUAACCAUGUUGAAUUUAGUUAAUAAAACUGGCAAGGGCUCAUCUGCAUUUUCCUUAAGCCUGGUAUGUUUCAGAAUUAGGAUUCAAGGGGUAUCUACCUAAUGAUCCAACUCAAGACUGUCCCAUUGCUGCCAGUAGUGAUGAUCUGCCUUGAAAAUGACUCAUAAGAUGGUGAAGCUCCCUCGACCUUGUGAUUGGCAUCAUGUCUAUACUAUAUUGGAUUCACACCAACCGUGCAUUUGACGUCUAGGCCAGUCCCUUACGAAACUCCUGAUUGGCUGUUGUCAUCAGAUUAUGAGAGUGUGUUUCUGAGCCUCCAACCUUGAAGGGCGCAACUAUUGCUGUUGGAACGAUAUUUAUUCCUUGCCAUAUUGCAGAGCUACGUUUUGACACUGUAUAGCUUAUUGGAUAUCCUUACUCUGCAGCAAGGACAUUAUAUUCUUCAAUUUGUGUACUGCCCUUCGUUCAGUAAAAACCAAGGGGACCUCUUUGUCCCAAGGUAAUAACAGUUAUACCUAUAUUUAUUUAUUGAGAUCAUGGCCUUUGAGACUCUGCUGACGUCAUUAGUGGAGCUUGUGAAAGCCUACCAACACCAUCGUUUGGGAUCAAUUUUCCCUGCCACCCAGAUUAAGCCUCCAGACGUGGAGUUUGUUAUUGUCCUCCAAGAGGAGACCUAUAAAGUCAUUUGAGGAAGUUAUUGUAUUUGUUAGGAUAUUCUUACUUUUCGCUUGCCUCCUCCUUUCUGGACCCUCUCCCCUUUUUGUAUGUAUGUUGAUGACCUGUCUUUAAUUGUGUAAUUGUUUUCUUUUGCAGGAAGAUGAUAUUGAGUGUUUCUCAUUAGUUACUGUAUUAUUGAGGUUCAGGUGUUAUUUCUGUCUGAAACUUAAGUAUUAAAAUCAAGUUUUUU
Messenger RNA from Macrobrachium nipponense, 2646 nucleotides. RefSeq lists its product as uncharacterized. Lineage: Eukaryota; Metazoa; Arthropoda; Malacostraca; Decapoda; Palaemonidae. The record is from RefSeq and is a predicted model, not a curated record. The coding region runs from base 356 to 1699 and encodes 447 amino acids. The transcript has 10 exons.